Athalia rosae (coleseed sawfly) is the source of this 880-nucleotide messenger RNA. RefSeq lists its product as uncharacterized. NCBI's taxonomy places the organism in Eukaryota, Metazoa, Arthropoda, Insecta, Hymenoptera, Athaliidae. The coding region runs from base 295 to 807 and encodes 170 amino acids. The transcript is spliced from 4 exons. The record is from RefSeq and is a predicted model, not a curated record. Gene Ontology annotation, biological process: mitochondrial electron transport, NADH to ubiquinone.
AUACGUGCAAAUAUAAAAUUAUAACCAUCUGUCGUAAAUUGGAGGAAUAUCUAUGAUUCAUCGCAUUGCAUUAAAAAUCUUUCAUGUUCAAUUAAUAUUGCACACGAAAUUUCCAAGUCUAACAAAUUAGAAUUCUUUCAUUUGAGUUACGACAUAGUUCCGCAAAAAAUUCAGGUACCUGAAUUCGUUGACGGAGUGAUCGUCUCAUGAAUGACCUAACGAGACAUUUGUAACCUAUUGUUGUCCUUACGACAGUGAAUAAGAGAUUGAAUCCAAUUUUCGUCUUACACUAAAAUGACGGAAGAUAAGAAUGGCUGGUCAUCAGACACGGGUGGUGUUCAGGCGUUUGCUAUUGGUAGGCGUAUGGUGCGCGAAGAAGAACGUCGCCUCGGGAUGACCGAUGAGGAAAGAGCGUGGAGAGCUCAGUAUCUGAAAGAUCAAAUUCUAGCCCCUCAUGAGCCGACUAUAAGCCAAGUUGAAUUGUUCAGAGCAAACUUAAAUCCCAUCAGAAAAUUUUACAGAGCACCUCUUGAUAAAGUCGAGUCCUUGAUGGUCAAACCUCUGGGUUUAGAGGCUGCACAAGUGAUACGCUACUUCAUGGGAAAAAUUCCAAUUGCAAUUGCCUUAACAUAUGCUACAUUCUACUACUUCAAAUAUAAUCAGAAUGAUUGGACUCGCAAAGGUGGCUGGCGAGUGAUCAAGAGUCGAACACCUGUGUUCCCUGGGGAUCCUGAUUAUCCCAAGCCCUCCCAGCGGGUGCACCCCAAUCAGUAUGCAGCUCGUGGAUUUGAUAAGUCUCCGAUAUAGGAGCCGAGUUUUCUGUUCUCGACCUUUUAGUACGUUAGAUUAUACCGAAUAAAUGGAAUAACAAAAUUGCAAA